Messenger RNA from Marmota flaviventris (yellow-bellied marmot), 1975 nucleotides. It is a transcript of the gene Hmgcs2, whose product is annotated as 3-hydroxy-3-methylglutaryl-CoA synthase 2. Gene Ontology annotation, cellular component: mitochondrion. The record is from RefSeq and is a predicted model, not a curated record. NCBI's taxonomy places the organism in Eukaryota, Metazoa, Chordata, Mammalia, Rodentia, Sciuridae. Gene Ontology annotation, molecular function: hydroxymethylglutaryl-CoA synthase activity. Gene Ontology annotation, biological process: acetyl-CoA metabolic process.
CUCUCCCAAGGACUGUGAACUGUUAGCUUGUCUGCUUGCUUCUCUGGAAAUGCAGCGGCUGUUGACUCCAGUGAGGCGGGUCUUGCAGGUGGGAAGAGUGAUGCAGGAGGCUUCCCUCACACCUGCUCGCCUGCUCCCAGCAGCCCACCAAAGGUUUUCCAGUCUCUCUGCCGUCCCCCUGGCCAAAACAGAUACUUGGCCAAAAGAUGUGGGCAUCCUUGCCAUGGAGGUCUACUUCCCAGCCCAAUACGUGGACCAGACUGACUUGGAGAAGUACAACAAUGUGGAGGCAGGGAAGUACACAGUGGGCUUGGGCCAAACUCAUAUGGGCUUUUGCUCAGUCCAGGAGGACAUCAACUCCCUCUGUCUGACAGUGGUACAGCGGCUGAUGGAGCGCACACAGCUCCCAUGGGAUGCUGUGGGCCGGCUGGAAGUGGGCACGGAGACCAUCAUUGACAAGUCCAAGGCUGUCAAGACAGUGCUCAUGGAACUCUUCCAGGAUUCUGGCAACACUGACAUUGAGGGCAUAGAUACCACCAAUGCAUGCUAUGGUGGCACUGCCUCCCUCUUCAAUGCUGCCAACUGGAUGGAGUCCAGCUACUGGGAUGGUCGCUAUGCACUGGUGGUCUGUGGAGACAUCGCCGUCUAUCCCAAUGGUAAUGCUCGCCCCACAGGUGGGGCUGGAGCUGUGGCAAUGCUGAUUGGGCCCAAGGCCCCUCUAGCCCUGGAGCAAGGGCUUAGGGGAACCCAUAUGGAGAAUGCAUAUGACUUCUACAAGCCGAAUUUGGCCUCAGAGUACCCGAUGGUGGACGGGAAACUGUCCAUCCAGUGCUACUUGAGGGCCUUGGAUCGAUGUUACACAUCAUACCGCCAGAAAAUCCAAAAACAGUGGAAGCAAGCUGGCAUCGACCGGCCUUUCACCCUGGAUGAUUUACAGUAUAUGAUCUUUCACACACCCUUUUGCAAGAUGGUCCAGAAAUCUCUGGCUCGCCUGAUGUUCAAUGACUUCCGAUCAUCCAGUGGUGACACCCAGGCUUUAUAUCAGGGGCUGGAGGCCUUUAGGGAGCUAAAGCUGGAAGACACCUACACCAACAAGGACCUGGACAAAGCACUUCUAAAGGCCUCUCUGGACACGUUCAACAAAAAAACCAAGGCCUCCCUUUACCUUUCCACACACAACGGGAACAUGUACACCUCGUCCCUAUACGGGUGCCUGGCCUCACUUCUGUCCCAUCACUCUGCUCAGGACUUGGCUGGCUCCAGGAUUGGUGCCUUCUCCUAUGGCUCUGGCUUAGCAGCAAGUUUUUUUUCAUUUCGAGUGUCCCAAGAUGCUUCUCCAGGUUCCCCACUAGACACACUGGUGAAUAGCAUAUCAGACCUGCCAAAACGCCUUGCCUCUCGGAAACGCAUGUCUCCCGAGGAAUUCACAGAAAUUAUGAACCAAAGAGAGCAAUUCUUCCACAAGGUAAAUUUCUCACCACCUGGAGAUACAAACAACCUUUUCCCAGGUACUUGGUACCUAGAGCGAGUGGAUGAAAUGCAUCGCCGAAAGUAUGCCCGGCGUCCCAUCUAAAGAAUCAUGGACUGGUUCCUGGGGAAAGUAUGCUGGCAGCGCUUCUGCCCACGAAUCAUAUAUUUCAAAUUCCACCCUUAGCUGGUAAAUAAAUCAGAAACGACACAGUAGCCCCCAUAAGCAUUGACCCUGUAGUGAGGGACCAUCCUUGGCAGGUUCUUCUACCUUGACUUCCUGCUGCAGUCACUAUCACAGGCUCAUGGUGCUAUGGACCUGGGCCCCUUUUUGAAAGAGGGAGAUGGAGGAAAGGGGAGGAGGCCUCUUCCUGAAUCCCCGGUCUCCAGAAAUGUGGCAGAUCAGUUGUCUCCUUCAAGAUCCAGAUCAAGCUCAUUUGUUACAGCUUUGUUAUUAUUAUUAUUAUUAAACCUCUGUGCUGUUAUAUUUUUGCUCAUUUCUUAAGGU